AAACGGCUGUCAACUGGCGAACCCGUCGGCGUUGGUUUGUUUAUGUGAAAAGUUUCGUAUUUUUCUGCAAAAGCCAUUUGUUUUGAGUGAGUUCGGGACGAUAAUUUUGUGUUUGAUGUGUAAAAUAUAAAUUCUUCAUUCUAGUUAAGCUUUACGCACCCGUCCCCGUGUGUAACAGCCGCCAUCAUGAUCGAUGAUCCGCAUUUCAUCGAUGCCAUGGUGCAUGAGCUCAAGUCUCAAGGUCUUUUCGAUCAGUUCCGGAAAGAGUGUUUGGCCGACGUGGACACGAAGCCCGCCUAUCAGAACCUGCGGCAGCGCGUGGAAGGGACGGUGAACAAGUUUCUCGGGCAGCAGGAAUGGUCCGACAACAUCCGGUACAAAAACCAGCUCCGAGAGCAGCUGCGUAAAAACAUCAUCGAAUCGGGCUUUUUGGACACCGGUGUGGAGCGAAUAGUGGAUCAGGUAGUGAACCCCAAAAUAGCUACCAUUUUCCAGCCAAAGGUGGAAGAGAUUGUGUACAACUAUCUCGGCAUCGAGAAGCCCAAAUCAUCCGUCAACGGGAAUGAGCAGGCAGCGGCAAGGCCAGAAUCGCUGCUGGAAGACCUGGAAGCGGUGAGCCCGGACUCGGAUAAAAAGUCCGAAGGAAGUCUCACACCAUCUCCACCACCACUGCCGCCUCAACCACCACCGCCGGAAGAGCCGGAAGAGCAUGGGGUCGAGAAUAUGGACAUCGACGAGGAGGACGAUGCGCUGGACGAGUCGAAGGAGCAGGAUGAUUUCGAAUCGCCCGCCUUCGAACCGCUCGAAAUGCGAUCGCCCAGCAAACCGAAGGAAGAUACGAACGAUUCCAACUCGUCCGUUAUCAGCGGGCUAACGUCGCAGGAGUCGGUAGAGAGCGACGAUAAGCCCGAACAUAAUCCGAUGGUCGACGCCGGGUCCGCCAAGCAAUCCACCAGUGUGCCUCCGAGCGAAGAGCAGGAAACGCCAACGACGAAAGAUUCCGAGUUCAGCCAGGAAGUGGCGCCCACAAAUGACUCGCAGCUGUCGCAGGUGUCCAGCAACAGUCAGCUGCUAACGGCGACGGCCGCAUCCUCCAGCGAGGAAGCUCAACCGCCAGAGGAGAACGAACGGCUGGACAUUACCGAGGAAGCGCAAAUGCCAACGCUGUUCAGCAGCUCCACCGACAAGCUUUCCAGCUCGAACGAAAGCGAACACGAGGGAAAAGAAGCGGGUAAGAAGAUUACGUUCGAUUUCAAGAAGGAUGAGUACGAUUUCGUUGGCACUGAGCGUCCGUCAGCAAUGACCUUGGGUGAGGAAAGCAACGCCGAAGGUAAUCGCGAGCCGGAUCCAGAAGGUAAGUGGGCAGCUUAUUAUUUGUGGAAUAAACUAAUGACAUUACGAAACUACAUAUUUGCAGAAGACAGCAGUACCCCGACGGCUACGCCUACCGAAACACCAACAGAAACACCAACCAAACCCAAAGACUCCGAAGAGCCGAACCUCGCGCUGCAGGACGAGGAAACGUCGCAGUCGGAACAUUCGCUUAAAAUUUGCGAAGACUCGUUCAGUGACGACAAUACGAAAGAUUCCCAGUCCAAAGAUGCUCCCGCCUCGGUUCAGGAUAGUCCGUCGAAGAUGAAAGGACUUACCGACGCCAGCAGCUGCAGCGUGAAGAGCGAUGACGGUGGUAAAAAUGUUACUGCAACUCCGGCAGAUGAUAAGAAAGAUGAACAGGUUCCACCCGAACCGGAACCCGAAGCUGCGAGUGAUGAACAAAAGUCGGAAGAGAAAGCAAUGGAAGAAACAAAGGAGGAAAAAGUACAGGAAAAUACCGAACGGAAGGAUAAAAGUCCAAAAUCCGACAAAGACGACGACGAUCACUACCAAGAGCAUCGCAAGCAUGAACCGAACCGUCGAUCGAGCGAUCGUGAUUCGGAGGAUGGUAACGAUAAGCACGAUUCGGGCGGGUCAGCAGCACCAUCGGCGAACGGUACAGCAGAGAAGCCAAAUCCCUCCGCACAGGAAUCCAGUGAGAAUGCACCCGAGAAGGAAAAAUCCCCCGCAAAAGAGCCUACAGAUGGGAUCGACCCACUGAUGCUAAGCAAGGAGCGGGACCGACUUUGCGGCUCCGUCACACCGACCGGUGAAGGAGCGCCCAUGGAUUCAUCCUCCUCCGGCAUCCAGUCGGGCGACGAUUCGGAGAAGAGCCCUGAAACGCUCAAAUCGUACAGCAAGCCGGAAUCGAUCGUGCUCCCCGUGCAGCCAGUCGUAAUCGAUCAGAUGCUGACGAGCAUGGAGGACGACAAAAUCGAACGACUGCUUAACGGCGAAACACAUACGAACGAUGCAACGCUCGAAUCACUCAAGCGGCAAUGGCAGUCGACGGAGGGCAGGAUCCGAAAGCCCAAAUUUGCUUCCAACUUUUCCGAAGCGCGUCGGCUGAUGAAAGUGCGCAAGCAGAUGCAGCGCCAGGAGCAGAAAUGUCGCGAGCAGGCGCUAGCGAUGGCGAAAAAGUACAUCAGCGAAAGCAAAGCAUUCGGCGGCCGCUGUAUGGAGGAUCAGGGCAUUGAGCUGGAGUUUGUGUGCGACGGGACGCGUAAAUCGCCCGGGCCGACCAUUUCUUCCCCAAUCCCGAAGGCGGAACCGACGGGGGAGAGUGUGCAGGUGGGCGGAGGGAGCGAUCCGGAGCUACGGUACUUCCCCGAGGAGCAGGAAGUGUUCCAGCUCGACGAGAAGCGGCUCGACUUUCUGCGCUCCAAGACGGAGGGCGUCACGUUCGGUAAGAACUUUAAGGUACAGCAUUACCGUACGAUCGUCUACUCGCUCACCGUGGCAACGCCAAAGGUAGCGAAACGAGCUGCCACGCCGGGUGCGGCGGGCAGUGGCAAGGCAAAGCGUACCGCGACCGUUAACGGGGUGGCGAAAAAGCUGGACCUUACGGUGGAAGACGAAAGCAAGCGGGCCGGUUUGGCGACGAUCCGCAAGCAACGAUCCAUCAGGAAUCGGUUGGUUGAGAAAAGCACACCACCGUCCGUCGGAACGGACGCAUAAGAAGGGCGUGUGUGUGUUUGUGUGGAUGUGCAUGUGUAGAGUAACUAUUAAAGGCGUAGUCAGACAAAGACAACAAUGUCCAGUUUCCAAGGAAGGGUUUUAUUAACUGUUAGGCUUUGAUUUGGAUGAUCAUUACGAGAGUAAAUAAAGAGUUAUAUUAGUUUUA
Messenger RNA from Anopheles gambiae (African malaria mosquito), 3217 nucleotides. It is a transcript of the gene BOD1, whose product is annotated as cell surface glycoprotein 1. The record is from RefSeq and is a predicted model, not a curated record. NCBI's taxonomy places the organism in Eukaryota, Metazoa, Arthropoda, Insecta, Diptera, Culicidae. The transcript is spliced from 3 exons. Bases 187 to 3051 code for a protein of 954 amino acids.